This is a messenger RNA of Cinclus cinclus, 1476 nucleotides long. RefSeq names its product tryptophan hydroxylase 2 (gene TPH2). The transcript has 11 exons. The record is from RefSeq and is a predicted model, not a curated record. Gene Ontology annotation, molecular function: tryptophan 5-monooxygenase activity; iron ion binding. Lineage: Eukaryota; Metazoa; Chordata; Aves; Passeriformes; Cinclidae. Gene Ontology annotation, biological process: serotonin biosynthetic process; aromatic amino acid metabolic process. Gene Ontology annotation, cellular component: neuron projection. The coding region runs from base 1 to 1476 and encodes 491 amino acids.
AUGCAGCCCGCCAUGAUGAUGUUCUCCAGCAAGUACUGGGCUCGCCGGGGCUUCUCGCUGGACUCGGCCCUGCCGGAGGAGCGCCCUGCCGCCGGCAGCCUCACCCUAAACAGAUCAAGUUCUGGGAAAAAUGAGGAGAAGAAAGGGAAUAAGGGAAAUGGGAAAAGUGAAUCUACUUCUGAAGGUGGAAAGACAGCUGUGGUGUUUUCCUUGAAGAAUGAAGUUGGUGGAUUGGUGAAAGCUCUCAGACUCUUCCAGGAAAAACAUGUGAGUAUGGUUCAUAUUGAAUCACGAAAAUCAAAGAGAAGGAAUUCAGAGGUGGAAAUUUUCGUGGACUGUGACUGCAGUAAGAAAGAAUUUAAUGAACUAAUCCAGUUGCUCAAGUUUCAAACUAAUAUAGUAUCUCUCAAUCCACCAGAAAACAUCUGGACUGAUGAAGAAGAUCUCGAUUGUGUCCCUUGGUUCCCCAGGAAGAUCUCUGAGUUAGACAAAUGCUCUCAGCGAGUUUUGAUGUAUGGGUCUGAGCUGGAUGCUGAUCACCCUGGAUUUAAAGACAAUGUCUAUCGACAGAGAAGAAAAUACUUUGUGGAUGUUGCCAUGAGCUAUAAAUAUGGUCAACCCAUUCCCAGAGUGGAGUACACAGCUGAAGAAGUUAAAACUUGGGGGGUGGUAUUUAGGGAACUCAGUAAACUCUAUCCCACCCAUGCUUGUCGUGAAUAUUUAAAAAACUUCCCUCUGCUGAGCAAGUACUGUGGAUACAGAGAAGAUAAUGUGCCUCAGUUGGAAGAUGUUUCUAUUUUUCUUAAAGAAAGGUCUGGCUUCACAGUGAGACCAGUUGCUGGAUACCUGUCUCCCCGUGACUUUUUAGCUGGCUUGGCAUACAGAGUCUUUCACUGCACUCAGUACAUACGGCACGGCUCAGACCCCCUCUACACACCAGAACCGGAUACAUGCCAUGAACUUUUGGGACAUGUGCCUCUACUUGCUGAUCCCAAAUUUGCACAAUUUUCACAAGAGAUAGGACUUGCUUCACUGGGAGCAUCUGAUGAAGAUGUUCAGAAAUUAGCCACUUGUUAUUUCUUUACAAUUGAAUUUGGCCUUUGCAAGCAAGAAGGACAGCUGCGUGCUUAUGGGGCAGGACUUCUGUCUUCUAUUGGAGAAUUAAAGCAUGCUCUCUCUGAUAAGGCCAAUGUGAAAACAUUUGAUCCAAAGACAACCUGUUUGCAAGAAUGCCUUAUCACUACUUUCCAGGAAGUUUACUUUGUUUCAGAGAGUUUUGAAGAAGCCAAAGAAAAGAUGAGGGACUUUGCCAAAUCAAUCAAUCGUCCCUUCUCUGUGUAUUUCAAUCCAUACACACAAAGCAUUGAGAUUCUGAAGGAUACCAGGAGUAUAGAAAAUGUUGUCCAGGACCUCCGCAGCGACCUAAACACUGUAUGUGAUGCUUUAAGUAAAAUGAACAGAUAUUUAGGGAUUUGA